AUCGUGCUCGUGCCAAGAGACGCAGAAAGGAAUGCGUAGCUGUUAGUCGGGCCGCAGUCCGCGUCGACGGUGGUUGAAAUUUUUGUAUUCAUCUCGAGAAAACCGCGAUUGCAGCGACUUUUGUUUAUACGCGCUUUGCCGGACGAUGAAAGACGACCCGAUGGACGAAAAUCAAGAAACGGAUGUCUCCGCGCUGUACAUCGACGUGCCAAAGGUGAAAUCGUUGAAUGGAGACACGCGAAAAUCCGAAUAUAACAAUGCACGCGAUGCCGAUUCAAGUGGUUGGACUCCGUUGCUGGUUCUGGGUGGUGUCACUUGCUGUCUGGGGUCAGCAUUACCAGCAGGAUUUAACAUAGGUGUUAUGAACAAUCCUGCUCAUCUUAUGAAAUCCUUCUGCAAUGAUAGCAUGAGGGAAAAAUAUAACGCACAAUUGUCCAACCAUGAGCUGGAGAUACUCUGGUCCACCAUAGUAUCCAUCUUUCUAAUCGGUGGUGUAUCUGGAUCUUUGAUCGCUGGCUGGCUAAGUGAUCGAUUCGGACGGAAAGGUGCGCUGAGUGUGGGCAAUAUCUGCGGAAUUGUAGGAGCUAUUCUGUUUUUGCUUGUACGACACUUGAACUCGGUCGAGUUUUUCCUGAUCGCUCGAGUGAUGGUCGGACUUUCCGGCGGUUUAGCCACUGCCUUGCUUCCAAUGUACAUGACGGAAAUAGCGCCUAUAAAAUUACGAGGUGCUGUUGGAGUUUUAUGCCAAUUAGGUAUAACUUGCGGCGUGCUGUUGGGUCAAAUCGCCGGAUUGAAAACUGUCCUAGGUACUCCUGAAUCGUGGCAUAUCAUGUUAGCGUCCUUCUUACCGUUGUGUGUCGCUGCGCUGUUUGUGACCAUCGCCUUGCCAGAAAGUCCAAAGUAUUUAUAUAUAAUAAAGGGAGAACAGACAAAGGCUCUCAAAGAACUCAGUCGUCUGCGCAAUAUGGAUAUAAUGCUCUUGCAAAACGAGGUCACCAGUUUGCGACAAGAAUUGGCGAUGAGAUCGAUGACUGACAGAUGGAAUAUUCAACGUGUACUCAAAGAACCGUCCGUGAGACUGCCGUUGUUCCUAGUGUGCCUAAUGCAAGCCGGCCAACAACUCUCCGGUAUUAACGCAGUUUUUUAUUACUCUAAUUCGAUAUUUCUCGGAGCUGGAUUGGGAAUUACCGGAGCUGAGUACGCGACUCUGGGUACAGGCGUCGCCAAUAUUCUCAUGGCAAUUAUCUCUGUGCCGAUAAUGUCGUUCUUUAGUAGAAGGAAAGUUCUGUUUCUGAGCGGUUACUUAUGUGUAGGAUGCCUUACAGCUCUGUGUAUCUUUAUUCUACUAAUCGAAACAGCUUCCUUCAUGGCAGUACUUUGUACCAUCUCAGUACUCGCGUACGUUAUAUUCUACGGUAUCGGUCUCGGUCCGAUACCGUUCUUCAUCGGCUCCGAAUUAUUCGACGUCGGUCCUAGACCUGCCGCUAUGUCGUUAGGUAGCGUGUUUAAUUGGGGAGGCAACUUUGUCGUCGGAAUGUUAUUUCCCUCGUUACAAGCCGCGAUCGGCCCGUGCGUUUUCCUAAUCUUCGCCGGAAUCACACUGAUCAUGGUGCAAGUCAAUCGAGUCUACUUGCCCGAAACACGAGGACGAAGUACGACAGAAAUAGCGGCAGCCAUGACUCGAGGUUUUAAAUCGAGACCGAAUGCAACAUUGACCUCGUAGAUCUCUAACGUUUGACUACGUAACUUGAUUAGUAUUUUUUAUAAAGAAUAGGUAUUUUUUAUACAGCUUUUUAAUAGAAUCAACGAAAUCAUUAUCACGAUCUGAAUAAUAAUUCGCGCAUUAUUCUCAUUCAAUCAUACAAUAUGUAAAUAAUGCGACACUAUGUAUAAUUUAUUUGAGCACGAGCCAAGGAUAGGUGCUCUGAAGAUAAAUUUUAUACGACUAUUUAUAUAUAUUCUCUAUUUCGCGAAUAUUGAAAAUUAUAGUGUGUAGAAACUUACACAUCGAUGAUUAGAAUACGCGAUUUUUACAUGUUUAUACACCAUAACGUUAUACGCAUACUUAAAAAUUUUAUAUCACAAUCACAAUAUUAAAAAAGAAUCACUGCCGAUAUAUGAUAUCGAUUUAUUGUAAACAGAUGCGCAAUAUUUAACAUUCAGUGAAAAAAUUUUAUUUACAAAGUUCUUACUUCUGCGAUAUCUAGAGUAAAUAUAUAGGUAUAUACAAAUUUCACAAUACAUUUUAUGUAUUCAUGGUCUAAGUUUGCCAUACAAUUGCUCUAAUUUCUCGUAAAACACCAAGCAUAGAACUGUAUGCGGCGCUAUUCUUAUCCACGUUGGAAACGUUCCCUUAUACAGGCCGGUCAAACCUUCCGUGCGAAAUAUCUUGAUGAGCGCAUCUCCGAGCCCUUUAUACAAGGCACCCUUCCCGGUUGCGUCUGUCUCUGUAUUUGCAAAACACGUUUUAAACAAUUUACGAUUUUUAAAAUAUAAUGUAUCAAAUGUUCUUUAUGAUACUAUUCAAAAACUA
This is a messenger RNA of Nylanderia fulva, 2533 nucleotides long. RefSeq names its product solute carrier family 2, facilitated glucose transporter member 5. Gene Ontology annotation, cellular component: membrane. Lineage: Eukaryota; Metazoa; Arthropoda; Insecta; Hymenoptera; Formicidae. Gene Ontology annotation, biological process: monosaccharide transmembrane transport. The record is from RefSeq and is a predicted model, not a curated record. Gene Ontology annotation, molecular function: hexose transmembrane transporter activity.